AACGUCAGGACAAGCAAGCUGCAGUCUGGGAUGAAUCUGGCAACAACAGUCUGGGAUCUUUAUUUUCCCUUAUCGGUGCUGCAGCCGAGAGCUCGUCUCACACACUAGUCUAGCUGGUGGGCGUGCGUGCAAAAUGUUUACUGGAAACAAACAGAGCAGUUCCUAUUUCCUCGAGUUCAGCAGCUGGCUGUAAAACUGAGUACGAGUGACAAAGGGAGACGGAGAUAGUGGUACUUGCAAUCUGUUGUUACCGAUUGUUACGAUCCUCUGUGCACCGCCAACCGAGGAAGGCUGCUGCAGGAGCAGCUUGGAAAAGAGCAACGGCUCUGUGUGCAAGAGACGUGGUUGCAUUGUUGUCAUUGCCGAGCUGUAGGGGACAAGGAGUCUGCUGUGACCAGGACAAGAGCUGAUGUGAAAACUGCACUGUGACUGCCACGGAUGGCACUACGAGGGAAAUGACAACAUCUGGAUGGGAAGUGUCAGCAGCAGCAGGGAAGAGGGAUACUACCAUCGCUUAUUGUCUGUUUUUCAAAGGAUCUAGUGUAACAUCUUUGUAAAGUGGGGGAGCAAAAUACGAUUACUAUGAGCGGAGGGGAAGUGGUCUGCUCGGGCUGGCUUAGAAAGUCACCACCAGAGAAGAAGUUAAGAAGAUACGCAUGGAAGAAGCGUUGGUUCAUUCUUCGCAGUGGUCGGAUGAGUGGAGACCCAGAUGUACUAGAAUACUACAAAAAUGACCACUCAAAGAAACCGAUCCGUGUAAUUAACCUCAACUUCUGUGAACAGGUAGACUCAGGGCUUCGCUUCAACAAAAAGGAACUGCAGGAUAGCUACGUGUUCGACAUCAAGACCAGUGACCGGACAUUUUACCUUGUAGCUGAGACAGAAGAGGAGAUGAAUAAGUGGGUCCGUUCCAUCUGCCUGAUUUGUGGUUUCAACCAGUCAGAAGAUAAUACAGAUUCCAUAAGAAGCGUCCCCUCAGGAGGUCUUGGCCCUCGUUCUUCUCCUGCUGACCUGGGACAUUCUAACCAACAUCUUUUGAGGGUACGGAAGUCAUCAGCACCAGCCCACUCCAGCCAGCCUACCCUAUUCACUUUUGACAACUCAAGCCAUGUUCCACCCCCGCUGUCUGCUAGCGCUCCACAGGACUACCUCUUUCUCCAUCAGUGCAUGAGCAGAAGAACAGAAAAUGCAAGGAGCGCCAGUUUCUCACAAGCUUCUCGGUCUUCUUUCUUUAUAAAAAAUGAUUCACCUCUUCAGAAAAUCUGCCAGGGAUACCCACACUGUAUGAACAGAGUAACUGGACAAGCCCAUGGCUUUUAUAGCUUACCAAAGCCAGUCAAGAAUAAUUAUGAUAACAGAGACUCCUCUUAUAGCCAGCCUAGAAGCUCAGACAUUGACGGCUAUGCCAAAUCUAACCUUAGUGCAUCAGAAAAAGAAAAUCAGGAUGAAUACAUAUUUAAAAUUCCCAAUAAUGCUUUAUGCAGGGAAUUAAGUGAGCUGUCCACAGAUGGUUGUGUUCCAACAACCCCUGCCUCAGUUUACCAAAUUCCAAGAACGUUUACACUGGACAAGAAUCACAAUGCUUUAACUAUGGGUUCCAGUGACCUGAUUGCUACUCCUCCUCCUCGGCCACCCAAGCCUGGACAACUGGAACAAAAAUGUGGUAGCCCACAGCAGCAUUACAAUGGAGAACGCAUGAAUGCAAUGGUGACAACUACCAUUACUAGGAGAAACACACUGCCAGCCGUGGAGAACAAUCGUCUUUAUCGAGCUUCAUCAUGUGACUCGUAUGAGUACCCACAUCAUGGCUGCAGUGAUAAUGGCCUUUCAGUCGAGUCUGUGAAUGACGGCUACAGCUCUUAUCUAAGAACAAAACCUAUGAUAAGUCAGUCAGACAGCCUUGAUUCUGAAGACAACUAUGUUCCAAUGAACCCUGGUGUUUCAUCAUCACCUCUUAACAUGGAAAAGACAAGUUCUGGUGACAGUCCACAGAAUGUGUACAUUCCCAUGAGCCCAGGGCCACAUCACUUUGACUUUUCUGGAUAUUCAUCUGCCACCCUUCCAGCUCGUAAAGGAAGUGCUGCAUCUCUUUCCCACCACCCCAGCUGGGUCAAUGACAUUCAACCACCACCUGUCAAUCGCAACCUCAAACCAGAUCGGAAAACCAAGCCAUCUCCCCUGGAUCUGAGACCUAUUGCUGUUAUCGAUGAGCUUCCUUUCAAGUCUCCUGUGACAAAGUCCUGGUGUCGACCAAUUUCAGCUAUGAAUUCUCUGUCUUCACAACACUGCAGACCUGUGUCUACUCAGAGCAUCACAAGCACAGAUUCAGGGGACAGCGAAGACAAUUACGUACCAAUGCAAAAUCCAGUUUCAGCUUCUCCAGUGCCUAGUGGUACUAAUAGCCCUGCUCCUCGGAAAAGUGGAAACGUUGAUUAUCUGGCUUUGGAUUUCCAGCCAAGUUCCCCUAGCCCUAACAGGAAGCCAUCUACAUCCUCUGUUACUUCUGAUGAGAAAGUGGAUUAUGUACAAGUGGACAAGGAGAAAACACAGGCUCUACAGAACACUAUGCAGGAAUGGACAGAUGUUAGACAGUCCACAGAGCCAACCAAGGGCCAGAAGUAACAGCAGACCAUUUUAAGGAGACAAAGAUGUGCACAGUCUACAUGCCACCUCCCUGGGCUAGCCUGCAGCUCAGCUUUCAUUGACAUUAUUACUCUCUUAAAUUGUUAGAAAAAUUUGCUGAAUGACUGCACACAAGAUCACACUGCAUUCAGCAAUGUAUCUAAAAUAUCGUAUUAGUCCAGGGUGCUACACCCAGGCAGCCAUGCUGUAUGGCAUAGUAUCUUUGCAGUUUUUGGCUGGGAUAUGAAAGAGAGAUACAAAUAUAUGCAUCUUUACAACACUAGUGAUGAAGGUUCCAUACUUGUUUUGCAAGUAUCAUUUACUGUAAGGAACAUCUUUCGCCUUUUGCACUGAGUAGUUUUGAGUUAUUGCAGAAUACGGUUACAGUGGAAUGUGGUGUUUACUUCCUGAGUAGAAGGAAUGUCUGAUUUUUACGUGUUUAGCAAAGCUAUUUGAAGGAUUUUGAAACUAGGAUGCAGUGAUACCAUUUGUUUUUUAAUUCUGUUGCAAGAAGUGUUUUGCUUCUGUUCAUUGUUGAACAGAACUGCUGAUGCAGCACAAAGGCCUGCCAGCACUACAAGUUUAAUGAAAAAAAGUCAAAUAAAUGUACCUUUUGAACUGCACAGCACAAAGCAUUCAAGUGCAUUUUCUUGUAAUAUACAGUUCUUGAAAAAGAAGUUAUGUACUUAACAUAACAUUCCAUCUGUGUUGUCCAUUUUCAUUCUUUCUCAGCGUAUGGGUUCGGAUUUGACUCGGCUAUUACUCUAGCUCAUGUCCACUAACAAACCCUCAAGCUCCUUUCCUACCCAUAAUGCACUAUGCUUAACAUCCCUGAGAUCCUAUUUACAGCUUGAGAGAAAGAGAGAGAGAGAGAGAGAGUCUAUAAAAGAAUUGCUAUAACUUCCUCCAGAAGUCAUUUGUGAGAAAUACAGGGGGAUGGAGGGUGGGGACCCUGAGACUUCCUGAACCACAUUUUUCAACCUCCCCAUUGAUUCAUGGAAAAGGUCUGUUGAGGGGUCGAAAAAUGUAUGCCCAUGGCAGGUAGGGUCUUUCCAUCCUUCUCACACCUGGAGAGUGUGUCUUUAACUGUGGG
Molecule: messenger RNA, 3715 nt
Organism: Protopterus annectens (West African lungfish)
Lineage: Eukaryota; Metazoa; Chordata; Ceratodontiformes; Protopteridae
Gene: GAB2
Product: GRB2 associated binding protein 2
Exons: 10
Coding region: 583-2622 (679 amino acids)
Source: RefSeq, a predicted model, not a curated record